Molecule: messenger RNA, 2780 nt
Organism: Eurytemora carolleeae
Lineage: Eukaryota; Metazoa; Arthropoda; Copepoda; Calanoida; Temoridae
Product: mucin-5AC
Exons: 4
Coding region: 828-2702 (624 amino acids)
Source: RefSeq, a predicted model, not a curated record
CCCUUUUUAACAGUUUCCAAUCUCAACAAGGAAACCAAAACCCGACCAAUUUUAACAGUUUCCAAUCUCAACAAGGCAACCAAAACCCAGCUAGUUUCUCCUCUCAGCCGAAACCCCAGAAACCUUUAAGUUUCGCAUCUCAGAGUAACCUGCCAUCAUCGACAUUUAUCAACUUCGCUCCUCAACCUUCAAACGAAGGAGUUGAGACUGGCAGCGAGAAUACUGAACCUGAAAGAGUUCUUCCAAACUUCUGCAAGUUUAUUGAUUGCAGAGUAAACGGUCUGCAGAACAAUAUUUGCUGUAAAGGUGUUGAAGGAGCUGUGAUACUACAAACAACAACAACAACAUCAACAACAACGUCAACUACAACUACUACAACAACUACAACCUCAACUACUACCACAACCUCUACAACAACAACAGAGCCAAGUACCACAACAAGUUUGACUCCCAACUACUCUGAACUUGCUGAUGAACCCGUGAGUGAGGUCGGACGAACUGUUCCUCUCAAUGCUCUGAACCCCAACUCUAAUGAGAAUACAGUAUCCGGGGUAAGCUACUAUUAUGACGAGGAGGCUUCAGGAGAUUAUUAUUAUUAUUAUGAAACAGCUCCUGCUGAUCAGUUUUCAGUUGGAUCUCCAGUAGUAGAGAUUGCUAAACCUCAAGAUACUAUUGCAGAUCAAGAGUAUCCUGAGUACCCUGAGCAGGUCCCAUCACUACCUCAACAAGAGGUUGUUAAACCUGAGGUUUCAAUCCUUGAGCAACCCGAGAUUGAAUCUAUUGCUGAAUUAGAACUUGAUUCUGUUGAUUAUCAAGAACCAGAUUUAAUGCCCCAAUUAGAGCUCGACUUUCAUCCUGAGAUAAUUACACAAGAUGAGCUGGAACUAACUUCACUACCCUCAGUAGAAGCAACAACACAGCUCUCUCUAGAAGCAACAACAAAGCAAUUUUUAGAAGCAACAACACAGCAAUUUCUAGAAGCAACAACACAGCAAUUACUAGAAGCAACAACACAGCCCUCACUAGAAGCAACAACACUCCCCUCACUAGAAGUAACAACACUCCCCUCACUAGAAUCAACAACACAACCCUCCAUAGAGGCAACAACAAAUCCCUCAAUAGAAGCAACUACACAACCCUCACAAGAAGCAACAACACAGCCCUCAAUUGAGGUAACAACUCUACCUUCACUAGAUUCAACAGCGGAAACUGAACCUGAAAAUACUUCACAACCUGAGCUUGGCACCACAACAAUCCAAAAACAGGAAACUGCUACAGAACCUUUACUAGAAUCGACCACAUCCCUUGAGCAGGGUCCAACAACACAGUUUGUGAUAGAGGAGAUGACCACACUUGACCUGGAGUUAACUACGGAAUCUGAACCAAAGGUGGUCAUAUCUACUAGAGUUGGACCAAAUUUGGCCCUGGAACAGGAUAGAUCCCAGGCCGGAGCAGGUUUUAAUAUCCUGGAGUUUGAAGAUCAAGGAGGAAAACCUAAACCUUUGGAUUACGAAUACGAGGUUUUAACAUCAUUAUUAGAUGAUAGAUUUACUGAUACAGAACAAGAUCAAGUCCAAACUGGGCAAGAACAGAAUAAGGAAAAUAGUAAGGAUAGAGUUGUCAUAAAUUCAAUUGUUGACUUCCCUCCACUGAACAACUUUGCUCCCAUAUCAUUGGAGGAAAUAGAACCUUUGGAAGACAAUGAAAACGAAAAGGAUUUAGAAAAUACUAAUGAUCUUGAUAUUCUUGAAACUACUCCUGCAACACAAGUUCUUGACAACCUGAAAACACAAGUCCUAGAGAUUGAAGAAAUAAGAACAACUUCUAAGGCGUCUGUAACAGAGGACUCUUUAGAGGGCGAGGUAAGUACUGAUCUAUCAAUAUCUGGAGAAGACUCAGAUGUAGAGAUCACAACUCAAAUUCAGGAGACAGUCCCUGUUUCCACUUCUAUCCCAUUCAUUGUUUAUCCUGCAACAGUGCCUGCUUCUACAACCACAACAACGACAACAACAACGACAACAACUACGACGACAACUACUACAUCAACAACGACAACAACCACGACGACAACAACAACCACAACAUCAACAACAACAAUAACCACGUCGACAACAGAAGAGCCUACAACGGUGACAGAAGCUUUAACAGAAACUACAACAACUACAACAGAAUCCACAACAACCACAACAGAAUUACCAACCACCUCCACAGAACCAACAACCACUACAAUUGAAGCCAAAAUUACUACUACAGAAGAUGUUCCAACUACAACAGAAUCAAAUAUCUUGAAAGAUUUAACUGAACUUGAGUCAACACCAGAAACAACAGAAGAAUUAAUAACCAAAUCUAACGAAGUUGUGGUAACGAACACUGAAGCUGGUGAAUCCACAACAGAGGAAACUACAACCACAACAACAACUACUACAACAACAACAGAAACAACGACAAGAAGAAGUAGAUUAAAGUUUCGAGGUCGACCUUUCCGAACUUUUACAACCUCAACCCAACCUCCGGUCACACCGGAGCCAACCAGAAGAACAUCCUUUGUUCCUUUCUCUGCAACAGAAUCUUCUAAAUCUGAGGAAGAGUCCUCAAGUCCUGAAGAAUCUCGGUCUAACAAUGGCAUUAACGUCUCUACUGAAGAUAGAAGACUUAUUCUGAAAAAAUUAUUCGGUUCCAGACGCCGUCCUCCGUUUUCAUAAUAUAAUCAACCUUGUACAAAUAUAUUUAGUGUACAUAUAUGUGUAUGUACAAAUUAAAAAUACAUGACUUAAUAACGA